Rosa rugosa (rugosa rose) is the source of this 498-nucleotide messenger RNA. RefSeq lists its product as uncharacterized. NCBI's taxonomy places the organism in Eukaryota, Viridiplantae, Streptophyta, Magnoliopsida, Rosales, Rosaceae. Bases 1 to 498 code for a protein of 165 amino acids. The transcript has a single exon. The record is from RefSeq and is a predicted model, not a curated record.
AUGGCAACCUUGCAAAAAUUCAAGCUCCUCGCCACUCAAUGCUCCGUCGUCGCCGGAAGCCCCACGCGCAGCCCAUCCGCCAGCCCCGUCAUCCACCUCCGCCGCCGCAAAACCCUCAGAAUGUUCCUCACCCGCCCCGACCGCCGCCGAAUGCCUCGCCGGAGUACCUCCUCCGAUGCUCCCAACAACGACGACGACGAUCGCGAAAAUGACGACCCGCCGGAGAGGAAGAACAGCAAGGAGCAGGCUCGGGUCCGCCGUAAGCUCAGGGACCUGUUCGUGUCGUCGCCGCCGCCGCUGGAGGAUGGAAGGAGAGGCCGAGAGGUGGAAGAUGGAGAGGAGCGGGGAUUGCUGUCGGCGACGGACGUCGGCGGUGGCGUCGGUGGCUUGGCGAGGACUCGGCGCGGCGGGUUUUUAAGUCGACCCCUGACGGCGUCGUUUAGGUGUAGAUUGCUGAAGAGGGCUUGGCGACCUGUGCUGGUUCCUAUUCCCGAGUAG